Alosa alosa (allis shad) is the source of this 2094-nucleotide messenger RNA. It is a transcript of the gene cdc42, whose product is annotated as cell division cycle 42. NCBI's taxonomy places the organism in Eukaryota, Metazoa, Chordata, Actinopteri, Clupeiformes, Clupeidae. The coding region runs from base 148 to 723 and encodes 191 amino acids. The transcript is spliced from 6 exons. Gene Ontology annotation, biological process: small GTPase-mediated signal transduction; modification of synaptic structure. Gene Ontology annotation, cellular component: dendritic spine. Gene Ontology annotation, molecular function: GTP binding; GTPase activity. The record is from RefSeq and is a predicted model, not a curated record.
AAUACUUGACGUUGCGCAAAACGCGACGUGCCCCUGUACAGUGGUCAGGGAAACCCCUAGUGCGGACCUGCCAACGCCCGGCACAGAGAAACAAACAGAAAGGAUACGAUCUUGAAUGAGAGUAGUCGACCCUGAAAGAGCACAGCUAUGCAGACGAUUAAGUGUGUUGUGGUCGGUGAUGGUGCCGUGGGUAAAACCUGCCUGCUCAUCUCCUACACUACCAACAAGUUCCCCUCGGAGUAUGUCCCAACGGUGUUUGAUAACUAUGCAGUAACGGUUAUGAUCGGCGGGGAGCCCUACACUCUUGGGCUUUUUGACACUGCAGGUCAGGAGGAUUACGAUAGGUUACGACCUUUGAGUUAUCCUCAGACAGAUGUGUUCUUAGUCUGCUUUUCCGUUGUCUCGCCCUCCUCAUUUGAAAACGUCAAAGAAAAGUGGGUCCCAGAGAUCACUCACCACUGUCCAAAGACCCCUUUCCUGCUGGUGGGCACGCAAAUUGAUCUGCGGGACGACCCCUCCACCAUCGAGAAGCUGGCCAAGAACAAGCAGAAGCCCAUCACCCCGGAGACGGCUGAGAAGCUGGCCCGAGACCUCAAAGCAGUCAAAUACGUGGAGUGCUCCGCCCUCACACAGAAAGGACUAAAGAAUGUUUUUGACGAGGCGAUUUUGGCAGCCCUGGAGCCCCCUGAGCCCAAGAAGAAGCGCAAAUGUGUUUUGCUAUGAGAACCCACUCACACACACUUGCAUCCACACACACAUACACAUAUGUACACGUGUACACACACACACACACUUACAGUCAGACCCAUACGUACAUGUAUAUUCACACACAUCCUAACACUUUGUUUCCCCUCACCUCCCCCCCAACUCCCUCCUUCCCUUUCUCUGCUAAGGCUGCCCAUCAGCUUUGCUACCCUAAAGCAAUUUAUUCCUAGUUACAAGUGUUUAUGGUUGUGUUUUGCUUUGCAAUGAAGUUUCAAACGAUGGCCCUGUGUAUGCCAUAGUGGACAAAAUAGACACUUUCUGUUUUUGUUUUUUUAAAUACCUUUUUUUUAUUUUUAGUCCCAAAAACAUUUAAUAAUGACUGAGAUUUGAUCUUAGCGCUGCACUUCAUGGUGAACCUUUUUGAGUCCUUGGCUUGAGUCUUACGGUCAGGGGACUGGGCCAGUGUCGGUGGAGAGCUCCGCAGAUUCUUCCAGAGCCAUAGCAGAGGGUUCUGAAGCCAGUCAUGAAAUGCACCCGGUAGGUCUGACUUACAGCUUGAACCCUAGUCUCUAUGGCCCCCCACCCCUAUCUACACAUACCCUGGGUUUCAGCUAGAGCCUCACCUGAAGUGCUUGCAAAGCUUUGUUCCUGUAUUAUUAUUAUUAUUAUUAUUUCUUUUAAUUUGCCAACACCUCUGUUUGAAGGAGGAAAGAUGUCUUGAGUAGUCAACUGAGUGACUAAACAAAUGAAACGCUUUAUUUGGGAAUUGGUGUUAAGUGUCAGAGAAAAAGUUGUCUUCUCAAGCAGGAAGAACUUUCUAACAGUGUUAGUACAGGAGGUGUGAUCUAUUGCAUUGCCAGGGACCAUGGAGGCGUUAAUCCAGUGAGCCAUGGGUGAUGUUCCUGUGCUGUAGAUUAACAUUAACAAAUAAUAAUGUAAGCUGACAAGUCAUAGGUUCCACUUUUUUAUUAUUUUGUUUUCUUUCUUUCUUUUUGUCUUCAAAUUUUUUUUUUUUUUCAUGUUUUGUUUUUCCGUCUUUGUGCUGUUUAUAAUCUUAUGAAUUUAUUUUCUUUUCAAUUUGUUAGGAGCCGGACUCCUACCAAACUCUGAUCCACCUGUCAGUCAUUUCAAAUAAUUACAAGAAUGAAGAAUACUAAAAGUGAAGUCCUCCCUCCAGAGCCAAAUGUUGCUCCACAGGUGGAUCAGAGUCUGGGGGACUCUAGCAGUCGGUCAUGCAAACUUUUUUUGGGUUGUUUUGUUUUUGUUCUGUUUCGUUUCGUUUUGUUUUGUUUUGUUUUGUUUUGGUGGAAAACCAAAUUCUAUGUAUGAAGUCUGUCUUGUAUAUGCAUUCUUUUCAAAGAUAUUAAACUUAUACCUUAAUUGCCUUUA